Molecule: messenger RNA, 792 nt
Organism: Penicillium soppii
Lineage: Eukaryota; Fungi; Ascomycota; Eurotiomycetes; Eurotiales; Aspergillaceae
Exons: 3
Coding region: 1-792 (263 amino acids)
Biological process (GO): peptide catabolic process
Cellular component (GO): mitochondrion; cytosol
Molecular function (GO): metal ion binding; metalloendopeptidase activity
Source: RefSeq, a predicted model, not a curated record
AUGGAAAAGGCUCCUCUCCAUGGCGCUCUCGAUCGUUGCUCGCAUUUCUUCAUCCAGCCACUCUUUCUCACCGAUACUCUAGAUCGCGAACUCCGUGCUGUGGUAUCAGAGAAUAAGAGAAAUCUCAAAGCGACACGUGCGCCUGGAACAACUGAGUCGCAAUACUUCGGUUAUAAAUGUCUGCGUGAGGAACCGGUGUUGUGGGGCGUGGAUAUUUGGAAGCGCUUCAUCGAGUUUCACACCGCUCAUUAUUCUGCGAACCGUAUGAAGCUAGUUUUUCUGGGUAGAGAGUCACCGCAGGAAUCAGAGAGCUGGACUCUGGAGCUCUUCUCCGACGUACCGAACAAGAAACUGCACCGUUUGAGGUGGGACACUAUACAAGUCUUAGAGGAGCCUGAGCUCAUGACUCAAAUAUUCGUGAAACCGGUGAUGGAGCAAAGACAAUGGAUUUCACGAAGAACUCUUUGCCUUCGAUAUCUGGGACAUCUGAUUGGCCAUGGGGGCCCCGGUAGUGCUCUUGCUUGUCUGAAGGAGCUGGGUCUUGUGGACUCUUUUUCGGCUGGGGCUUCUGCUCUGGGUCCCGGCACAGCACCGCCUUCCCAUCUACGACCUGAUAAUUUUCAAUUCUUUUUUGUUGAUCAGCAGUUCUUGGGAGAUUGGAACGCAAAAGAAAAAUGGUACGAGACCAAAUACAAGCUCGACAAAUUCCUGAAGAAUCUAUGCAAGAUCUCCGGGCCACCGCACAGGCUCCAGUCACAGAGAAACCCUCUAGGCUUCACUUACCAGCUGUGA